This is a messenger RNA of Drosophila arizonae, 1479 nucleotides long. RefSeq lists its product as uncharacterized. The record is from RefSeq and is a predicted model, not a curated record. Lineage: Eukaryota; Metazoa; Arthropoda; Insecta; Diptera; Drosophilidae.
AUGGUUCCUUAUCCGGAGGCCGACAUGUGCUCGCCCUCCCUUUUCAUUACAGGCUAUGGCGGCAUUUCACCCCGUACUCAGUGGGGCCGCGUGGCUGCUCUCGUCUACGCCCUUUUCGGCAUACCCAUCGUCUUGCUGUAUCUGUCCGCCAUGGGCGAGGCCCUCUCCACGGGCAUGCGCUGCCUGUUCCGCCGGCAGCGCGUCAAGGGCAGCGUCGCCAGUGGCCCCACGCCUGGACCCAGCGGCAGCCGCAAGCCAGACAAGGCCAAGGGCCAGCAAUACGGCCACCCGGGGACUGGCAAGAUGCACCAAUACGGCGUGCCGCCCUCCGUCUACCAACAGCAGCAGCAGCAGCAGCAACAGCAGCAGCAACAACAGCAGCAACAGCAACAACAGCAGCAGCAGCAGGGCGCCAAAACCGCUCUGGAUGGCUCGCCCAGCGUGCCGAUCUCGAUCUGUGUGUGCGUGCUCGUCUGCUAUGUGACCAGCGGAGCGAUAUUGUUCCACAAGCUGCAGAGCUGGAGCGUGCUGGAGUCGCUCUACUUCUGCUUCACCUCGCUGGGCACCAUUGGCUUCGGCGAGCUGGCACCCAGCGGCACCCUGACAUUGUAUACGGCCUCCGCUUACAUAUUGGUCGGCAUGGCUGUGGUGGCCAUGUGCUUCAGCCUGAUACAGACGGAGAUUGUUAUGUGGCUGCGUCGGUUCAGUGUGCAGGAUCAUGUCACGCCCAAGGUGGAGGAGCUGGCUCUCGUUACGGUGGCAGUGACGCCGAAGCCCUCCUGACAACGACCCAGCGCCGAGAUGCUGGGCGCCAGCGGCAGCGCCGCCCUCGGCACGGGCGCUCAGUCUCAGGCCAACAGUCUAGGCCAGCAUCAGACCAUGUUCUUUGGCCCGGCGCACACAUUGACCCAGUACAGCUCGCUGCCGCGUCGCAGCCACCUGCAUGGCGGCGUCGGCGGCGCCUCCUCCUCGGCGUUCCAGCGGAACACACCUAUACGCCGCUCGACCGGCAUACCGGAGCACCACAUGGAGUACUUUGUGCCGCGCAGCAUAAGCGAAUUUAAUUUGUCCGGCGUUGGCGACCUGGCGCUGCCGCCGCCGCGCCGCUUCUCGCCCAACAUGAGCGGCAUGGGCAUGCCCAUGGGCAUGGGCGUCGGCGUCAACAUGGGCGUCAAUAUGGGUGGCAUGGGCAUGGGCAUGGGCAUGCCGCACGGCCUCCAGCUGGGGCCGCCCCAGACGCUGCUCUGUGCCGCCAGCACCCCAUCCGCCCCGCCGCCAGCCCAACUGCAAAUUGUGACCCUCAAGCCGCGCAGCGAGAAGAUGGUGACGUUCGAGGAUGAGUCAAAGUCGGCUGCUGGGCCUGGAGCUGGACCUGGAGCUGGGGCUGGGGCUGGAGCUGGUGGUACACAUUGUCCGCACGGCGUGCCCACCACGCCGCGCAAGUCGAGCGGCGCCACCACGGCGGACAUGUUCAUGUGA